CUCAUCUCCUGAACCUGCCGUACACAUCCUGCUCGUCCCUGAUACUGUUCUAUCCAGGGCAUCAACAGGAGUGCUCUUCUCAUUCAAUUCAGCUCGCUUCACCCAACGUCUGGAUUUCCACGACUUCAGUCCGCGCUGCGUGACACUGUUUACUCUUGUUUAUCUUCCAAAACACCCCCUCAACCACAGUUGGGCUGCAAGCCACAACUUACAAUCCAGAACAACUCGCUAGAAAGUCGAACUGAGACCUCAGAUCCAGCACAAUGACUCUCUACUACAGCCUUGUCUUUUGCCUCUUGGUGUUCGAGAUGGCGGUCUUCAUGGGCCUCAUCGUUCCUCUUCCCUUCGUCGUGAAGAGGAAGCUCUUCACCUUCAUCUCGGAGAGCCCGAUAGUCGCUAAACUGCAAUAUGGGCUGAAGAUCACUUUUAUCUUUAUCCUUAUCCUUUUCAUUGAUAGCGUCAACCGCGUGUACCGUGUGCAGCUGGAGCUGGCUGCCUUUGGCAAGGAGGGAGGACCCAUUGGUGCGGCCGCCCUCGGUGCUGAUCGCAUGGAGGUCCAAGCCCGGAAGUUCUACUCGCAGCGCAACAUGUACCUGUGUGGAUUCACCCUCUUCCUAUCUCUCAUCCUCAACCGCACCUACUCCAUGAUCCUCGAGGUCCUCCGUCUUGAGGAGAAGGUUAAGCUCAUCGAGGGUGACAAGAAGGCUGGCGGCAAGGACUCUGUUCGUCUCGCGCAGGCCGGUGAUGCCGGUGAGAUUGGCCGUCUGAAGCAGGAGCUGGAAGCCAAGGACCGCGACAUCGAGAACCUGAAGAAGCAGUGCGAGGGCCUUACCCGGGAAUACCACAGACUGGGCGACGAGGUCUCCGGCACGAAGAGCGAUACCCCCAAGAAGGAUAUGUAAACAGCCUUACGUCGCGACUGUCGCUGCCGCGAGAGGUACAACCUGUGAUCGGCUCGGACAACGGAGAGUUAAAAUUGGACUUGCUUUCGGGGUUCAAUUAUUUAGGACGACUUAGCGGAGCUGUGCUUCUCCCUGUCAUUUCAGGAUCAUGGUCUUCGUCAGGCCGGGGAUUAAGUUGCGGACAUCAUCAUUUGGUGGUCGGAAAGCCUGGAUUUUGCCUGUUUCUGUAUGCAUGAAGGUGUGAUGUGUGGUGGUGUAUUCCUGGGCGAGGAGUUAUCUCCAAAACUGAGGAUUGUGUGGGUUAUCAUUACAAUGCAGCUAAGAUACACUAUUGUUUACUUGUCAAGCCAGCCAUGGGCGUGCAGUAAGGCCUGUCAUAGAUCAGCCACAUAUCUCUGCUGGUCAUACUCACACAGCGGCAUGUCGGCAACCGCUAUCUGGGCCAUGAUGUCUACUCGU
Messenger RNA from Aspergillus heteromorphus CBS 117.55, 1361 nucleotides. Its product is annotated as putative BAP31 domain protein. The record is from RefSeq and is a predicted model, not a curated record. Gene Ontology annotation, biological process: intracellular protein transport; endoplasmic reticulum to Golgi vesicle-mediated transport. Gene Ontology annotation, cellular component: endoplasmic reticulum; endoplasmic reticulum membrane. The transcript has 4 exons. Lineage: Eukaryota; Fungi; Ascomycota; Eurotiomycetes; Eurotiales; Aspergillaceae. Bases 264 to 902 code for a protein of 212 amino acids.